AUGUUAAUCGCCCACGGAGCGGAAGUGUUGGGAAUCGAGUCGAUAGUUGUCUACAAGAGGGAUUGUAGCAUGAUCAUGGUGAAUGGGAGACGGACUAGAGCGCGGGCGAUGAUGGGAACUAGCUGGGGAUUGUGCAUGCAGUCCAACAGAAAGUGCGAUGUGUCCUUAGAGGGUUUGAACCUUAGAAGAGCCAAGACGGACACUCUCUUGCUGAUUCGACUUUGGUAUGAUGCUGAGAGCAAGGAAAUGGGACAUCUCAGAAUCGCGGCUCUAUGCUUCCUGGCUGUUCAGGGAUGCACAGCUUCUUUUCCUCAAUCUCCGAUCACCAUCCGCCACACGUCCAACGAGAUUGUUAGCGGACAUGUCAUCGAGGAUAACCAUAGGAACGGAUUUUUAUCCAAAGCAUGCUCCGCUUUCGAGGGGUUCAAAACUGCUCUCUCCUCCUGGCCAAGGAUUCGGAACUCUCGGCAGCUGCUUGCCGACGCUGCUCCUGCUCUUAUGCAGGGACCGCAACAGCAGCAAGAAGGAUCAGGACACAUGCGGGCAGGAGGAACAACGGUGCUGAAAGUCUAUCCCAUCAAGGGCGAUGGGAGGUGCAUGUUUCGCGCGAUUGCCAGGGCCCUUGCGCAUGCGGAGAAACGUCCUCUCUCAGAUAACUAUGAAACCCAAGACGCCGACUUCCUCCGCAAGGCUGCAUGGCAGGUGAUCUGCGUCGACAAGAGACAAGCGUUCGAGCAGGCGCGUGUGAUCGAAGGCGACAUGAAGCAGUACUGCGCUAACAUGAAGUCUCCCAACUUCUUCGGAGGAGAACCCGAGCUGUUCGUCCUCGCCGAGGAACUCCGACGCCCCAUUACCGUCUACGUGCCCCAGCAGGGAGGCUUCAAGGCCAUAGUGCAGUACGGGGCGAAGUACACCAAGGAGAGGCCCUCGAUCCGCAUCCUGUACAACGGGUCGAACCAUUACGACGCCUUGCUGGACUGA
This is a messenger RNA of Guillardia theta CCMP2712, 981 nucleotides long. RefSeq lists its product as hypothetical. NCBI's taxonomy places the organism in Eukaryota, Cryptophyceae, Pyrenomonadales, Geminigeraceae. The transcript has 10 exons. Gene Ontology annotation, molecular function: cysteine-type deubiquitinase activity. Gene Ontology annotation, cellular component: cytosol; nucleus. Gene Ontology annotation, biological process: protein deubiquitination; endoplasmic reticulum unfolded protein response. The coding region runs from base 1 to 981 and encodes 326 amino acids. The record is from RefSeq and is a predicted model, not a curated record.